Messenger RNA from Onychomys torridus (southern grasshopper mouse), 4605 nucleotides. RefSeq names its product centromere protein C (gene Cenpc). Gene Ontology annotation, biological process: attachment of mitotic spindle microtubules to kinetochore; kinetochore assembly; spindle attachment to meiosis I kinetochore. Gene Ontology annotation, molecular function: centromeric DNA binding. The transcript is spliced from 17 exons. Lineage: Eukaryota; Metazoa; Chordata; Mammalia; Rodentia; Cricetidae. Bases 237 to 2894 code for a protein of 885 amino acids. The record is from RefSeq and is a predicted model, not a curated record. Gene Ontology annotation, cellular component: kinetochore.
CGGCCAAUGGGCUAUUGGCUGCGCGGUGCGUUUUGCGCACGCGCAGCAGUUUUGAAUCCUCCUUCGCCUCUGCUGUUUAUUUAGGGCCGAGUCUCGGCGCAGGUCCGGCGGCUCCUGGGCCGCCCCCGGCCCCGGCUUGCCCUCGGCCUGCGAGGUUUAUUUUUUUGGCCCUCCUGGAACCUUGGCCUGCGGGGUCUUCCCUCUCAGGCCUCUGUCGGGCAUCGUGGGCCAGAAACAUGGCCUCCUUCCAUCUGGAUCAUCUAAAAAAUUACCACAGAAGAUUUUGCCGGCCUUCCAGAGCGCCCAGCAUUCAAGCAAAGCAAGGCCAGAAUGUGCUGGAUAUCUUACAAGACUGUUUUGAAGAACAAAAUUCUACAGAGUCUUUGCGUUGUUCCACGCCUAAUGUGGAACAUAAUCAUAACCAAUCAGCGGGCAAAGAGAACCAGGCAUCACGUUCAAAAUCAGUUCCGGUUUCUUCAAGGAGCAGAGAAGCUGUUCUGCAAGUUGCUGCAGAACUGAGUGAAGCUGCUCAUGGAUCAGUUCAAGCUAAUGAAGUUCAUCAGAAAAUUCUGGCUACUGAUGUUUCUAAAAGUACAGUGGACUCAAACAACCUGUCAAGUAAAAAAACAAAUGUUCACCACAGUGCCACCAAUGAUGACUUUGUCUUAUCUGGUGGCUCCCCUGUGGUUCUUUUGGGUGCAAAAACGUUUGAAUUGCAGAAUGUUAUUUCAUCUCUUGGCCAAAAGAGAAUGGCUUCCGUCUUAAGAAAUUCAGGAGAUACACAGUCUUCAAAUACAGACAUUUCUCUUAAAACCAGGAAAAGGUUAAACUUUGAAGAUAAAAGUAUUUUGAACAAAGCAGAAAUAGAAAACAGUGUAUUAGAAGAAGAUAGCACAUCAGAAGUACAAGAAGGGACAGCAUCAAAAACGUCUCAGAGAAGAGGACAAGAUCUGAGCUAUGAAAUCCAACCACGAUCUAAGAAGAGUUUUUCAGCAUUGUAUUUAGAAACUGUCAAGAGGAAAAGUGAAUCUAGUUCCAUUGUUAGGCAUACAACAGCAGUUCGACCUCUUUCAUGUCCUCCAAAUGACAUGAAAUUAUUAGAAGAUGAAUUUAUUAUUGAUGAGUCAGAUAGAAGUUUUACAAAUCAACCUUGGGUGACAAUACCAAGAAAAGGCAGACAUCUGAGACACCACUCGCCAUCUCCUAAAAACAUUGUAACUCCUAAAGAUAAGAACUCAAGAGAAAACCCUCAUAGUGUGUCAGCUAAGUCUUUGAUAAGUGGCUCACAGUCUCAUAAAGCUCCCCCAAUACAGAAAUCUCAGCCUUCUGUUGAAAAUCUCCUGGGGAUUAGUUGUACAGAUGAAUUGGAAAAUGACUGUCGAUCUACAGAAAAUAAAAUGCCUUCUGAGAAUGCCAAAAAACCAUCUGGAAGCAGAAGGACUGUAAGACAGCAGCAGAGAAGAACAUCAAAGCCUGCAGUGGUUGAAGAGCAGCUGGAUGCUCAACAGGCUAAAAAGGGGAAGAGGAACGCACCAAACAUUGGCCAAGGCAAGUUACAAGUAAAUUCAAAAGAAAAUAUGGAAGACUGUGAAGAGGCAAGAGAUGAGCCUGUUCCCAAGAAACAGAUGCCGCCUGUUGAAAACAAGGAGAAAAAGAAUAGCACCCAAAAAGAUAAGGAAAAAUCCAGAGAGAAAAGUUUUUCUGGUGGGUCUAAGGACAAAUUUGUGCCUGACGGAGUGUCACUGAGUGUCAGGAGAAGUUGUAGAAUUUCUCACCAUCCAUCUGAUUGGUGGCUGGUAAAACCAGAGAAAGGUUCUGGUAAUAGAAGUCCUUCAAGAGAAAAUGAGUUGUCAGGGGUGUGUCACAGUAGAAGAAAACGGGCUAAGAGAAAUCAAUUACCUGAGAAUCCCGGGAAAAAACCUUUUCCAUCAAAAAGACAGAAGACAGAGAGCAACUCGAGAGUACAGAAGUCUUUAAAUGUUAAGCGUUCUAGAGGAAGUGUUAGUCAUGAUGAAAUCUCUGGUUCCCAGAGUGAGCCAUUGGAAAACAACGAGGUAGACCCAACUCAGACGAAAAGUCUGGAUAUUUCUGGACCUAUACGACGCUCUAAGAGUCAAAACAGUAUUAUGACUUCACAAAAUGUUCAUUUAAAGUCUCAUACUGAGAAAUAUACAAGUAAGAUGCCAAUAGAGUCUAAUUCGGAUUCAGGCGAGCCUAAAAAUUUGAUUUGGGAAGAAAGUGGACCUUCCAGGUUCAAGGAUCAUUUAAUGUCUGGAAGCAAUAAUUCUGACAUGGGUGAAGAAAAGGAUCAGGAGAGUUUGGAUUUAAGAAUAAGAAGUUCUAAUGUGCCACCAGAUAGGAAUAUACAUCACAAAUUCGUCCUGCCCUCCAACUCACCAAAUGUUCGUAGAACAAAGAGAAUACGUUUGAAACCUCUGGAAUAUUGGCGAGGGGAACGGAUAGAUUAUCAACAAAGGCCAUCAGGAAGGAUUGUCAUUGGAAUAGUAUCCCCACCUCCAGUAUCACCCAGAGGAAAGUCGAAAAGAAACCUGGCCAAAGUCAACAAAAAAGCUAGCGGGAAAUGGAUCCGUCGUGACAGCUAUGAAAAGGAUAGGUUAGUACUGAAUCUGGAUAUAACUCUAGGAGAUCCCUUUCAGGCAACGUUGGCAAAGGACCCAGAAACAAGAGAGAUUGUCCCUAUGGAUCUUAUAAGACCACAAGAUACCUACCAAUUUUUUGUAGAGCAAAAUGGUUUGAAAGUUUUUAAAACACUGGAUACAGCGUUUUUUUCUACUGGAAAAUUGGUUUUAGGACCCCAUGAAGAAAAAGGAAAGCAACAUGUUGGCCAAGAUAUAUUGGUGAGUAUAUUUCUCCAUUUAUUUCUGUUUUUUUAGAAGUACAGCUGAUUUUUUUCCUCUGAUGAUGCAUUAAAAUUCUAUUUAGUUAGUAGUGAAAUCCCAUUGUUAAACUGCAUAGAGAAAUCUUUUCCUUUAUUCAAUCUAUUGUGGUUAGCCAGUCAGUAAUUACUUAAAAUACCUGUACUGUGCAUAGCACAGCCUUGAGCUUCAGUGAUUUAAGGUGUGAUUGUUUUUUAAGAGAAUCUUUGGAUACAGAUUUGCAAAUAAAUAGAAUUUUAGAGCUGGUGGGGAUUAUAGAGAUUAAGUCUUGUGAAUUUUUAUAAUCAUCUGGUUGAGAAUCAAGAACUUAAAAAUGACUUAGCUGGUUAAGAGUUCCCUGGAGACAAAGGGCUAGCCGCAUCACUCAGUACCAAUAGGCUAUUAUACUUAACAGGGUCUGAAGUUAAAAUGAGUUUUAUGAUGAGUUAUUUUAUCUUCCUUUCUUCCUCUCUCCCUUCUUCCUUCCUUCCUCUCCCUUUGGCUCAGUAUCUGCUGUGCAUAUGUUCGUGAGUUCAGAUUUCAUUCUAAACAUGAUAAGUAUAGAACCUAUGAAGUAUAUUUUAAAGAUAUUUUAUAUUAUGCCAUCAUUUUAGCAACAUUAUAAAUAAGGGACAUUGCAAGAAUAAUUCAUUGUUGCAUCAUAAUAACUAGAAUCAAUUAAAAUAAUUUGAAUCUUAAUAUUCUAUAGCUUUCCAGGUAGGGUUGUGUGUGCAUAUGUAUGUGUGGUAUAUGCACACAUCCAGCAGGUGCAGAGACCAGAUAGUGGCCUGCUCAAUUACUCUCUCCACUUUAUUCCUGUGAGACAGGUCCUCACUGAACAUGAAGUUAGGUUGACAAACUGCAAGCCCAGCAAUUCUCCUACCUCUGUACCUCCAUCUUUCUCCCUCCCCUGUACUGGUAGGGUUCCAGGUACAUAUGCCACAGCCAACUUUUGACAUAGGUGCUGCUGUCUGUUCAUGGUUGUGCAACAAGUGUCUUUCCCAUUGAGGCAUUUCUCGAACUCCUGUUCCAUGAUUCUUAAUGACUUAUUUAAUGCAGUGGAUAAAACAGUGACUCAUGAUGAAGACAUUUUAUGUCAUCACGGACCUAAUAGUAGUUACCUGUUCAGUUGUAAUGCCUUUACAUAAAAGGAAAUUUAAAUGACAAAUAUUUGAAAUAUUUAACCUGGUUAGUAUUCAAAGGGAUCCACAUUUUAAAACAAGUGACACUAUAAUGAAUUAAUAGAAUUUAUUAUAUUAGAAUACAAAAUGAUUAUUUACACUUAUUUGUAAUAUUGCUUAUAAUUGGAAAAUUUGGAAAAGAAGAACAUACUACAGAGAGAAAAUGGCUAUAUUUUAUUUUGGCUUAAUAACAUAAGCCACUAUGUGGCAAAAUAAAGUUAUAUAACUUCAAAUGUAAUCUAAGAGGUAUCUGUACAUUUAAAAACUAUCUCAAACAUAUCUUUAAUACUAGCCACAUGAGAAAUUCUUUGGGCUAAAGUUCUAAAGCAAAUUUUUAAGACAAAAUAUACAUACACACACACAUAUAACUUUCUUUCUGUUUGCUUUACUGUGUGUCAGGAAUGGAACUUCAGGGUUUGGUAUGUACUAGACAAGUUUCUUCCACUGGGCUGCAUCUUUAGCCCCUGAUUAGAAUUUGAAAGUGUAAAUGGCAAGAAAAUAGGAAAAAAUGUGUUACUAUGUGAUCGAUUAUUUGCUUUGAGUACUAA